AUGCCUCCAAAACCAGCUGCUGCUCCUGCUCCUACAAAAACCGUCGUGCCUGAAUCAGUCCUCAAGAAGAGGAAGACAACUGAGCGCAUCCUUGCUGAACGAAAUGCUGCUACCGUCGCAAAGAAGCAGGCCAACAAGACAAAACGUGAGGUCAUCUUCAAGCGUGCCGAACAAUUCGCAAAGGAAUACAGGGAUGCUGAAAUGACUGAAGUCAGAAUGAAGCGUGAAGCUAAACUCGCUGGAAGCUUCUAUGUACCUGCUGAACCCAAAUUGGCCUUGGUUAUUCGACUCAAGGGUAUCAACCACAUGGCUCCAAAGCCAAAGAAGAUCUUACAACUCAUGCGUCUCAACCAAAUCAACAAGGCUGUAUUUGUCAGACUCAACAAGGCUACAUUACAGAUGAUCAACUGGGUCGAACCUUUUGUCGCGUGGGGAUACCCAAACCUCAAAACCGUCCGUGAACUCAUCUACAAGCGUGGAUAUGCCAAAAUCAACAAACAACGCAUCCCAAUCCACGACAACUCAGUCAUUGAAGAAGCUUUGGGGAAAUUCGGAAUCAUCUGUAUGGAAGACUUGAUUCACGAAAUCGUCACUGUUGGUCCUCACUUUAAACAGGCUUCAAACUUUUUGUGGGCUUUUAAAUUGAGCAACCCAAAUGGUGGAUUCAAGGGUAAAAAAUCAGUACAUUAUGUCCAAGGUGGUGAAGGUGGUGGCCGUGAAGGUGCCAUCAACAAUCUAGUGCAACGAAUGAUUUGA
Messenger RNA from Synchytrium microbalum, 756 nucleotides. RefSeq lists its product as uncharacterized. Bases 1 to 756 code for a protein of 251 amino acids. The transcript is spliced from 5 exons. Gene Ontology annotation, cellular component: cytosolic large ribosomal subunit. The record is from RefSeq and is a predicted model, not a curated record. Lineage: Eukaryota; Fungi; Chytridiomycota; Chytridiomycetes; Synchytriales; Synchytriaceae. Gene Ontology annotation, biological process: maturation of LSU-rRNA from tricistronic rRNA transcript (SSU-rRNA, 5.8S rRNA, LSU-rRNA). Gene Ontology annotation, molecular function: RNA binding; structural constituent of ribosome.